AAAGGGAUUUUGAUGCGCUGGCGGAUGUGUAUAUUGGCGGAAGCGCUUCGUGUCAUCGCUGCUUAGGGAGUAAUGCGGUAGCCGCUGCUGCAAGAGGAAGGACCCCGGUUCCACUCUAGUGUCUUUCAGUUUCGCCUUAAAAAUUGUACAGCCUAGUGUGUUGUGUAUGAUAGGGGAGCAGUGACUAAUGUAAGAUUGACCUGUUUCUUUUGCAAUCCGGUGGAACGCAUCGAGCAACAGUUAGAAAAAGUAACGUAACCGCCAUUUUAAUCGAAUAAAACACACGUUUUCAGUGACAGCGGCACAAGCACAACAAUGGCUCUGAAAAGAAUUCAUAAGGAGUUGAAUGAUUUGGCACGUGACCCUCCAGCGCAGUGUUCAGCGGGACCUGUUGGGGACGACAUGUUCCAUUGGCAGGCCACAAUAAUGGGACCAAAUGACAGUCCGUACCAGGGAGGCGUAUUCUUCUUAACCAUUCACUUUCCCACAGACUACCCCUUUAAACCGCCAAAGGUUGCAUUUACCACAAGAAUCUACCACCCAAACAUCAACAGCAAUGGCAGCAUCUGUUUGGACAUCCUCCGGUCACAGUGGUCGCCCGCACUCACCAUCUCCAAAGUUCUCCUGUCAAUCUGCUCACUGCUAUGUGACCCCAACCCAGACGACCCGCUAGUGCCUGAGAUCGCCCGCAUCUACAAGACAGACAGGGAAAAGUACAACAAAAUAGCUCGGGAAUGGACACAAAAAUACGCGAUGUAGCCGGAGGGCCGGAGCACAGAGAAAUGCCUCUACAUCUUAAGGCUAGGGGAGCUUUUGAAAGAAACAAAUCUCGUUGGUUUUCCAUUGGAGUGCUUUAUUUGAGCCACGCCUCCCCUCUGCACCUGUUUCCCCCCCCCCCCCCACCCACCUGGCUGUCAUGUUGUACAUAUUUUCAAAACUGCAAUCGUAGACGACCCCCCCCCCCCCCCAGGCCCCCCCCCAUCUGCUUUCAGUCUCUCAGGAUGUGGCCGAGUAGGGCCAGUCCAGUCACAACGUUUAUGAUUCUAAAAGCAUUCCUUCAUUUUAAGAACUGAGGGUAAUAGGCCCAGAUUAAGGGAUUUCACAUUGAAUUUGUAAUUUUUUUUUUUUUAAUCCCCCUUCUCCUCAUUUGCUUCCUGUGCUUCCAACUGUACUGUGAGUCGGGGGCAAAUCAAAUUUUUUUUGGUGUGUGUUUGUAUGUAAAUCUGAGGAAUUCUUUUAAACUCAUAACAGGUUAUGAAUGGAAAUGUUAGUCCUUUGAGUCUUUUUCCAUUCUACUGGACAAAUUCUUAAGCACUUGUUUUUUUUUUUGGUUUUUUUUUUCCCCCUCCCUCCCUGUUUCCAGUGUCAUGUGACCAAGUCUGUUCUUUCCCACGUACAUCACAGUUGCAAUCUGAACAAGUUAUUAGUUUAACAAGCGUUUUAUUUCAACCCCCGCCCCCACCCCCCCUCCUAACUCUAGGUUGCAUUUGGCUAUUGUUGAAUUAGAAGCUAACAGCUCCAGUUAUACUCUUGCUCUGUCAGGUCCUGGGUGCGAGGUGCAAGGUCCUGACAGACAACCUCUGUAUAUUUAAUUACCUGACAGCUCAUGGAGCUGGUGUGUUGAUUAAACUGUGUAAUAAAAAAAAAAUGAUUACUAAAGUCUGAA
Molecule: messenger RNA, 1666 nt
Organism: Anguilla rostrata (American eel)
Lineage: Eukaryota; Metazoa; Chordata; Actinopteri; Anguilliformes; Anguillidae
Gene: ube2d2
Product: ubiquitin-conjugating enzyme E2D 2 (UBC4/5 homolog, yeast)
Exons: 7
Coding region: 316-759 (147 amino acids)
Biological process (GO): protein polyubiquitination
Cellular component (GO): nucleus
Molecular function (GO): ubiquitin conjugating enzyme activity
Source: RefSeq, a predicted model, not a curated record